AUAUCUCUCAACAUGGUGGGAAAUGCUCAUUCUUCUGUCUUCUUCCACGACUGCUUCCCAUAUGUUCUGUCUGUCUAGAACACUCAUAACCCACAAAUCUUGGAUCAUCGUUCCCGCCAUGUCGAUGGACUUCAACUCUCAUGCCUUUGCGGGCAACCCCAUCAAGCUUAGGACCCCAAAGCCCACCGAUCCAUAUUCAUCCACCUCAGCUCUCCAGAUUCUGAAAACCCUAAUCUUGGGUAGGACCAUUGAGCCCCUUUCGCCCAAUUUCAAAAUCUUGCCUUUCAGAAAGGGCCGGCCUUUAGCCGGCUCAUCAGGUAACCCAUACCUCAGCUGGCACCUGGGUUGGUUGGAAUUUGGCGACUGUAGGGGAUUGUUGGAGGACUGUGAUGUAAAAUUGAGUGAUGAUUCAUUGGUCUAUCUGGGGUCCAAGGAUGAGGAUCUAAGUGUUGUGUACUGGGCUAUGGAUGUGUCUGAAUGUGGUAGUGGUUUGGUGAAAAACUUGGGUGAUAGACAACUUUGCUUUCUUGAGCUGAGGAGCUUAAUGGUGGCCUCUGAUUGGGCCGACUCUCGUGUGAUGGGCGAACUUGCUGUUGCUGGUCAUGUGAGUUUGGCCUCCAACUCUCUCAUCUUUUCCAUUUUCUAUGCUGAUGGAGACGGACUGGAAAAUGUGAUAAUUUAUAUUAGUAUAUGUAGGGCUGUAACUGAACGAGUUCCAGCCUAUGCUCUGUUUGAGUAAGUUCGUGUAGUAUAAAAUAGUUGUUCAUGUUCUUGCAUUUAGCAUUAAAAGUAUUUAUAUGAAUGCUCAAUUAUAUUUGUUAAGUCCCUGUUCUCUCUUGUGCCUCGUGUGUUUGGUUGCACAUGUUUUGUCUAGGAUAUGCAUUCUCAGGUCUCAAAACUUGAUCCUAAAUCAAUCAAGUGUGUUUUUCUGGGUUAUUCCCGAAUACAAAAAGGAUGUCGAUGUUAUUCUCCUUCAUUGGGUCGAUAUAUUAUCUCUUUAGAUGUCACAUUUUUUGAAGAAACACCUUUCAUUUAGCCUAAUUCAUCUUCAUCCCCUUCUCUGGAACUCUCUAAUGACGAGUUUCUAGUCUAUACCAUCAACCAGCCAUAAUCUAUUCCCCCAUUGAAGUUUCCCCAUCAACUUUCCUUCCUCCUCCAGCUCCUCCCCUUAAAGUUUACUCUUGUCGUGUGCGCCCUGUGACUACGGCACCUACUUUGCCUACCAGUGUACCACCAUCUUCUACUUCGCCUCCAGAUUCUGCUCCCUCUCACCUUGAUCUCCCUAUCACCCUCCGAAAAGGUACUCGUACUUAUACUUAUCCUGUUUCUUACUUUCUUACUUAUAAUGCAUUGCCACCUUUUUCCAAGAGCUUUGUUGCUUGUUUAUAUUCUAUUGUUGUUCGUUCAACUGUUUCUGAGGCAUUGGCUUAUCCUGGUUGGUAAGAGGCAAUGCGAGAGGAGAUGAUGGCUCUCGAUCAGAACCACACAUGGGACCUGGUUUAUCUUCCACCAUACAAGAAAGCUAUUGGGUGUAAAUGGGUGAUCACUGUCAAAAUGAAUCCGGAUGGUUCUGUUGCUCGUUUAAAGGAAUGGUUAGUACUUAGUAGCUAUGGGUUAUGCUCAGACAUAUGGAACUGUUGCCAAACUUACAUCCAUUCGAUUGUUUAUCUCUUUGACUGCUACUUUCAAUUGGACACUCCAUCCACUUGAUAUUAAAAAUACCAUUUUGAAUGGUGAUCUUAGUGAGGAGUAUACAUGGAACAACCACCAGGGUUUCUUGCUCGGGGGAGUCUGAAAAAGUAUGUGAAUUAAGGAAAUUGUUGUAGGGUUUGUAACAAUCCCCACGAGCUUGGUUCAGCCGUUUCAAUGCAACUAUAUUUUAAUUUGGCCUACGCUGGAGUGCCUAUGAUCACUCAGUUUUCUUUUGUACCUCUGAUUCUGGAUGCAUUCUAUUAGUUUUGUAUGUUGAUGAUAUUGUGAUCACUGACAGUGAUGCGAGUCGUAUUUUGAAACUGAAAGCUUUCGUGGCUACUUGCUUUCAGACCAAAGAUCUUGGGCCCUUGAAGUACUUCUCAGGGAUAGAAGUCUCAUGUAGUAACAAGGGAACUUACUUGUCCCAGAGAAAAUAUUGCCUAGAUGCUUUAAAUGAUGCAGGUUUCGUUGAGGCAAAACCGCGUGAUGCUCCGAUGAUCCCAAAUGUAAAGUUAACGGCUGAUGAAGGCGACUUGCUCGAAAAUUCUGAGGGAUGCAAUUACUGAUAUCCCAAGAUACUUGAAGGGGGCUCCUGGGCGUGGGAUACUAUAUCAAAACCACAGACAUCAUGUUAUUGAAGGGUUUAUUGAUGUGGACUAUGCUGGUAACCCUAAUGACCGACAUUCCACCAUUGGUUACUGCAUGUUUGUUGGAGGAAACCUUGUAUCCUGGAAGAGUAAGAAGCAAAAUGUUGUCUCUAGAUCAAGUGCAGAAUCUCAAUACCGAGCUAUGGCACAAACUACAUGUGAGCUGGUUUGGCUUCGACAUUUGCUUGAUGAACUUGGAUUUGCUCAAACAUAACCAAUGAAAUUAUGGUGUGAUAAUCAAGCAACUAUCCAUAUUGCAAAUAAUCCUGUUUUUCAUGAAAGAACAAAGCACAUCGAAGUUGAUUGUCACUUUACUCGAGAAAAGGUAGAAGAUGAUACAAUUUGCACUUCCCACAUCAAAACAGGAAAUCAACUAGCAGAUGUGUAGAUGUGUUCACCAAGGCUCUACUGGGAACACGUAUCAAUUCCAUCUGUACCAAACUAGGCAUGAUUAAUAUCUAUGCUCCAACUUGAGGGGGAGUGUUAGAAUAUACAUAUUUAAUGUUAGAAUAUACAUAUUUAAUAGUCAAUAUAUUCUAUGUAUAUAUGGUAGCUAAUAUAUUCUCUGCGGUAGACUAAAUAUUGAAUUAAUUCCACUUUAGGUCCUCCGAGUUUUGUGUCGUUUCCAUAUUUAGUCCUCGUCUUUCACUUUAUCCAUUUUUGGUACCUGACUAUUGCUUUCUUGACCAUUUGUGGUCCAUUUCUGAGCAUAUUUACUAUCAGAAAAGGACUAUAUAUGGUCAAGAAAACAAUAGUCAGGUACCAAAAAUGGAUAAAAUGAAAGACGAAGACGAAUUGUGGAAUUGGUGCAAAUCUCGAAGGACCAUAAGUGAAAUUUCUUCACUAAAUAUUCUAUGUAAAUGUGGCAGAUUUAGUUUCCUUUUGUAUUCUCUAGCUUGUUUGUAUAUAUACUUGCUAUACUCAAUGAAUAAUAGACUGUGAUUUCAUUGCAUCUUUAAUCUUUAUUACUCAGUUUACACAUACCAUAACAUACAUCAAGCUGCCAACUGCUGAUGCAUUAGAAACCUUUUCCAUUUCUUCCUUGUCUUUAUCCGUUUUAGGUGAUUGCUUCUUAGUAAGUUUAAAAUGACUUCCCAGAGGUGUACUUUAGGCUUUAGCAUCUUUCAGAUUGAACUUCUCUAGUGCCUUCCCAAUGUAUUUUUCUUGAGAUAACUUUAGGGCCUUCUGCUCUAUCUCUAUUGUCUAGUGAUGCUCAUACCAAGGAUCUGCUUUGCAUCUCCCAAGUCUUUCAUCUCAAAUUCCUGAGAUAAUUGUUUCUUGAGCUUGUUGAUUUCUCUCAUGUAUGAUCCUGCAACCAACAUAUCAUCAACAUAUAACAACAAUAUGAUGUAGGAGGAUUUGAAUUUCUUCAAGUAGCAGCAAUGAUCCAUAAGACAUUUCGUAUAUCCAUUCCUUUUCAUAAAAUUUUCAAACUUCAUGUACCACUAUCUUGGUGCUUGCUUCAAUCCGUACAGACUUUUCUUCAGUUUGCAAACCAAGUUUUAUUUCCCAGCUAUCUCAAAACCCACCCUCCGGUUGAAUCAUGUAAAUAUCUUGGGAGAUCUCACCAUCUCUAUGAGGAAGGACCCUAGUGGGAUCCGUAGCAAGCCAAACUUCACUGUAAAACCUAUUACACAAAUAAUACAACUCAAACUUUCAUAAUUAAAUAAUUAAAUAAAAUAACAUAUAAUGGUAACUAAUAAUCAUCUUAAUUUAUUUAAUACCUUGGAUUCAAUGAAUGAGCUAGGCAGUGAAGAGGUGCUGAACCCUUUCCGCAACGUGUCACAAGAAUAUCAUAUACUACGCUGAAGAAAGCACUAGAUGAGCUGAGAGAUUUUUCUUCAUGCUUAUAGAUUGCAACUUUGACUUUCUCAAUCAUUGAAUUCCACAUCUCACACACCAAAUGAAGACACGCCCUAUCAGUAUCACAUGCUCGAAUCAUACUGUAAAUAGGAUCUGAGAAAGCAAGAAUGUAAUCAAUUUGAUCCCACCAAUACUCAAAACCUUGUCCCUCACAAACCUUGCCUUGCCUUGGUCAUCUUCACGGUAUGAUGCCUACUCAUCACUCAACACCAUAGCCUCAAGACCACGUUUAAUAAGCUUAAACCUCUUAAGCAUCAAGCAAAUCGGGUGUCCGCCACAGAAAGUAAUUUAAGGGACAUGAAUUUAUUGAACAUGGACAAUAUCAUAGUAUAAUUCAUGAUGAAAUUCUUUAUGUGAAUAUCAUCAUCAUGAAUUUCAGUGAUCCAAUGACAUUUCUCAUAAACUUCUGUGUUGCUCUCCACAUUCUUUGCAACACAUAUGUUCUUUAGCGCAAGAUUUAAAGUAUGCACUACACAAGGUGUCCAAUAGAUGUGAGGAUACAUACCUUCAAUUAGUUUUCCUGUACCCUUGCAAUUUGCAGCAUUAUCAGUGAUCACCUGCACCACAUUUCGAUGACCUAUCUCAUCAAUGACUUCUUUCAUCAAAUUAGCAAUGAAUUCUUUUGAUUUAAAUUCACCCAUACAAUACACUACCUUAUCAAACAUGGGACCACUUCCAGGUGUUGCCAUAAAAUCAAUUAUAGGUCUUCUUUGAGGAUCACUCCAAUCAUCAGUCGUACUUGCCACUCCUCUUUCCGGCCAAGUAGCUUUAAGUGGUUGUAAUAACCUCUCACAUUUGCCUUUUCUUGCUGAAGUAAAGUGGUCCUCAAUUUAUUGUAGCCUGGGGGACAUAACCACCUAAAUUAUGAUUGGCAGCAAACAAAAAAGCUCUCACAUAAUAUGGAUUCCUAGCAAGAUCAAAUGGCAACCCUCCUGUAAAAAACAUCCGGACAAUUUCUUCAUCUAAUUUUCCUCUAGCAUCCAUAUCAAAAGCUUUCUCCAAAGGAUUCAGGCUAGCUUUUCUUUUAUUAGGUAAACUAGUAUUACCUAUCCAAUCCAUUUAUUUUAGGAACAUCUUUAGGUGCAACUUUUUUUUUAAUUUUUUCAAGUUCUUCUUCUAGCUUUUUCAUCUCACGCAAAUCAUUAGAUUGAACCUUAUUACAUAUAGCAAUUCCUUGCUUUGAAAUUUGAAGCAAGUGAGCUCUUACUCUAGAAUAAGAUUGGGUUAGGCCCAUUUGUAUAUCUUGUAUAGGAAACCCUUGUACUCUAAAUAUAGCUAUAAAUAUAGCUUCUUGUAUAUCAUUUUAGUAUCAAAAUAUAUGAAAUACAACAAUACUUCUUCACAUGGUAUCAGAGCCUAUAUGGCAAGAAGUAGUUAGGGCGUUGGUUUUCCGGCGAGCAUUUCCGGCAUAAUUCCCGGCGUGAACAGUAGCUGCGAUUGGUAUUGGAGCACGCUUCGGUAGUGAAUAUCUACACCUACCGCCUUGCUCAGCAUAACAUCGCGACCAACCACCCAGAACAGUAUCAGAACGGAGGCUACCACGCGCCCUCACGCGCCACCGCCCCCUCCCUGCAGUUCACUUACAUAUUUGCAGAUCUACUCCGUUCUAGUUAUCCGGAGAUCUCACAGUCGAUACCGUGAAGAUUUGGAGUUCCUGGCGACUUGAACAGCAUAACCCAAGCGCUCAUCAGAAGAUCCAUGCGCCGCCGCCGACUUCACGCGCCGCCGCCGACCUCACGUGCCGCCGCCGAACUUACGCGCCGCACAGAUCCAUCGUGCCAUCGCCGUCGACGCCGCCCGGUCCGCCUACCGCCUCUGCCACUGUUUUGUUACGCCUGUCCACCACUCCCAAGGUCAGCUUUUCUUAAUUUUUAGUUGUUGCGCAAUCCCUGCCUACUGUUCCUCAAUUCCGCUGCUGCCUUGGAAAGUUACUGCUGCACUGCGUUAUUAACUAGUUACUGGUGCACUAUUUGAUGUUUAAUUGCUUUUUCACUACUUCAUAGAUUUAAAUUUUUGUGUUAUCUUAAAAAAAAGAAAAAAAAAACAGUACAAAAAAAAACAAAAAAAAAACAAAAAGAGAGAGAUACAAAAAAAUGUCUUUUAUGAGAGCUGACGGUGGAAACAACACAGGAUUCUCGAGGCGAAACCGUCCUAAAUGUGAUUUUUGUCAUAACAUUGGUCAUACUAAAGAUAGGUGUUGGAAAUUAUAUGGGAGACCUCCUCCCUCAGCCCACGUUGCUCAGCUACCGCCAUCUCCCAUUGUUUUAUCACCGGAAGAAUAUGCAGCAUAUCAGCAAUUUAAGUUGACUAAUAUGCCUUUAUCCACACUCGGGUUGUCUACUGCUUAUGUUUCACACACAAUAGGCUCAUGGAUCAUUGACUCAGGUGCCUCAGACCAUAUUUAUGGUAAUCCCCAUCUUUUAUCCCAUAUUUCCAAGCACCAAAAUCUUCCUUUGAUUACUCUUGCUAAUGGCCUUCAAACUUCAGCUUCAGGUAUUGGACAAGCUCUUCCACUUUCAUCCUUCCCAGUAGAUUCAGUCUUAUAUGUCCCAAACACCCCUUUUAACCUUCUCUCUGUCAGUAAAAUCACACGUGCUCUUAAUUGUUCUGUAACAUUUUCUGCUGAUUCUGUGAUUGUGCAGGACCAUUGUACGGGAAAACGAUUGGCGUCGGACAUGAAUCUCAAGUUGAUACCCCAUCAUGUUUGGACCUCACCUCAUAUCUCCGACCCAUCCAUCUGGAGACUCCCAUUCACCCCAUCUGAUGGGCACAAAAAUUGCUCUCCUUUGGUAGACCGCUCAUAUAAGUAUACCAUCGACGGCCUCGGCUUCCUCCCAUUGUGCCUACUGUGGCCACGCCGAUUGAUUCCCCUACGACGGAUCCCGUAUGUUCACCAUCAGCUACCCCAGCACCCGAAAAUACUCAGGAUAAUUUGCCCAUUGCCCUCCGAAAAGGUACGCGUUCUACUUUGAACCCACAUCCCAUAUAUAACUUUUUGAGUUAUCACCGCAUCUCUACUUUGAACCCACACGUGAGACCCUGUACAACCCGGAGUGGCGUAAAGCCAUGUUAGCUGAGAUGGAGGCACUUCAUUCUAGUGGCACAUGGGACCUAGUCCCACUUCCCACUGGCAAACAGUGGUUGGGUGUCGGUGGAUUUACACGGUUAAAGUUGGGCCUGAUGGGAAGAUUGAUCGUUUUAAAGCACGCCUUGUGGCGAAAGGGUAUACUCAGAUAUAUGGUUUGGAUUACACCGACACUUUUUCUCCUGUAGCGAAGAUUGCAUCAGUUCGUUUGGUUUUAUCCAUGGCAGCAAUGAGCCACUGGCCAUUGUUCCAAUUGUAUCAGAGCAGUCGAUCGCUGAGAUACCCACGCGUGAAAAUGGAGGGACGACUCACUGAAGUGGAGAGGAAUCAGCGUGAAAUGCAAGCUAGGAUGGCGAAUAUUGCGGCUAAUAUGGCCGUGAUGCAAGCGGCGAUGCAAGCUAGCAUCACAAAAUUGAAGGUCAGAAUUUCGAGGAGUCAUUCACAUCGAUCAAGUACUGCGCACCAUGGACACGCAAGAAAUUGCGAUCAUGGAGAGAGUGGUAACAUCGCAUGUCGAGCGGGGAACCCUAGAAAUUGUUUGUCGCAGUCGCUCACCAAAUCGCUUAAGGAGUCGUGAACUGUUUCUUUUUUUUUCGCACUCACAGAAGGCUUCGCGCGGAAAAAUGGGGAAUAUCGCGGAAAAGAGGGAGCGCGGAAGUUCGCAGACUGAAUCGCGAACUUUUUCUCAUAUUUCGCAAUCGCGAACAGAUUCUUACCAGUCGCAGAAUUCUUCACCGGUUAUGAGUUCACGACCAAGAAAGGCGUGAUUGAGUGAAGAAUCUCCAUCUUCAUCGCCAAUAGAUUCACACUGUUCGCUUUCUUCGCCUCAAGCAUUUCCUCUGAGUUCGCAAGCAAUUUCGUCCUUUGGCUUUGACUAGAGCCGACAAACCCAACUCGAAAUCUCUAUCUGAAUUUCCAGAAUCGCAGCAGAAGUUGAUUAUUCAGCAGCACACCUAUGGAGAAGAGGAAUGCAAAGAUAAACCAUCAGUUAAUCUUGAACCAGAAGGAGCAGUUGUUGGAUUUUUCAGACGUUAAAUGUUUUUCAAGUACGAUCUUAACGAGUCAGACCUUGAAACCAAUAGGUUCAAGCUUCUCCAGGUAUGCAAAAUUUCUUCUCAUCUUGCACAAAAGAAGAACUGGCCAAAUAUCUUCUAGACUGAAAGGAUGUAUAGCCAGUCAUCAAACAUUGUGUUGGAAGGAUUGAACAACGUUUCUAUUGGGGUAGUGAUUUCACAUGGAGGUCCUCUAAAUUGGAUGGAGGGUGUGAGCGGAGGAAGGCUUGCUAUUGAUGAUAAAGGGGCUGAAACAGCAGUGCCUAAUCAGAAAUUGACUGAUGAGAAACACUUUUUCACUAUGUUUCAAGCAAUUUUGAAACCCAAAAUUGAAGAGGGACUUUCUACCCAUUAUAAUUCAAGGGAUCAUCAAUACUAUUUCCCAGUUGUUUCCUUUGUUAUUGUGAAUCUGAAUGGGAGGGAUCCAAGUACCCUUAACUCCCCUACCAACUUGUGGGUUGGCCUUUUGACCGGGGCACUCAGAAUUACAGAUUCAGAACAUAGAAAUCAUGAGGAGCUGCAGAAAAGUGAAGAAAUAAUUUUGGAUAUGGAGGACGGGAAGGAGAUUGAACCAAAUGAAGAUUCACUUUUUGAGGCUGAAAGUUCUGUGAUUUUAAAAGAUCCCGUACUGAAGUCCCUCGUCCAUCAACCAGUUAGAUAUUGCGAAGGAAGAGGAACAAGGAAGAGGAAGAUGAAGCAGAAGAUUUUGGCUGUUUCCUAUCACCCACCUUGAGGGCAAGGUGGAUGUUUAGGGGGGAGUAUUGACAGGAAUGCAGCUGAAAUAAACAAAGAGAAUAAAUACCUAGAUAAUACAAUACUUGGUAAAUAAAAUAGUCGGUGGAUAGUUAGUUCGGUUAUUGCUAUUAACUAAUUCGGUUGUACUGAAUAGCUAUAAAUAGAAGAAGGCUAGAAGUAGGAGGAGGUUGGUUUUAGACGUUUGUCUUGUAUCGGGAAGUUAGAGACUAAUCCUCUCUCUCUUUGGGGGCUUCAGCCAUUGUUUCUUGUUCUUGAUCAAUAAAGUGUGAAGUAGUUUCUUGAUUUAAUUUCUGUAAUUUUCAAUAUUCCUAGAUUGUUCUAUCAGGAUAGCCUGUUCUUCAAGCCUUCAAGUGCAACACCAGAGCCACUGUGUCAUUCACAAGGGUUUGUCGCUGGCAGCUUCAACUCUUCAAUCGUUCAAGUCUGACGCACAGACUGUAUGACUUUGUUCCAGUCGACUGAGGAGAGGGGAGUCGCAACUCUUCAAGCCUUCGUUUUUGAGUGGAGACCAGGGAGUCGCGCAGAAGGAUUGCGGACGACGUUCGUUUGCGGAUAGAGUACGGCAGACAUGAGUAAUGGUAUUUUUAAAAUUUAGAAACGUUUCUGGGACGGAAACUUGAAGGAGAUAGGCGUUUCCGUGCUUCCUAGGUCUUGACAUCCAGCUGCUCUAGAUGCAAGUCUUCAGCGGCCAAUAUGCUCAAGACUGAUCUGAUCGUUGUCAUCUUCACAAAUGGGGAGAAAAUCUCAAUAUAAUCCACUUCUUUCUUUUGUUGGAAACCUUUGACAACCAAUCAAGACUUGUACCUCUUGCUGCCGUCAAACUCAUCUUUGACCCUGAAUACCCAUUUAUUCCACAAAGCCUUCUUUCCUGUGGGUAAUCCGACCAAUUUCCAAGUCCGGUUCUUUUCAAGUGAGCUCAUUUCUUCAUUCAUAGCUUGCUCCCACUGUACGGAUUCUUUCAUCUUCAAAGCUUCUGAAUAGCAUUCUGGUUCAUCAUUUUCAUUGAAUAGCAAAUAAUUUGCCGAGGGGGAGAAAUUCUGAGGACGUGUAGAAACUCUGGUGGAUCUUCUAACCCAUGUUGUUGGAGUUUCAUUAUCAAUAGUCUAAGAAUUUGAACUCUCAAUAUCCUUUGUGUUCCCACUGAUUCCUGAUCCCCGUUCUCAUCUGAGCUCCCACUAUUCCCUGAACUUUGACCAAUUUCCGAAGCACUGACAGGUUUCACAAUGUCUUCUUCUGAGAUCUCAUCAAACACCACUUGAUCCUUUCUUUGUGACAUCUUGCUUUGGUUGGGGCUGUUGCAAGAUCAUCUUUGUACAACGCAUUCUCAUUGAAUGUCACAUCUCUGCAUCUAAUAACCUUUUUGUUGUGAUCAUCCCAGAAGCGAUAACCCAUGUCAUCCAAAACAGUAGCCUAUAAAGAUGUACUUCUUCGCCUUUGCCUCGAGCUUGUCUCUGUCUGCAUCCUGACAUAGGAGACACAACCAAAUCAAAAGAAUUGACACUUUCCUUUUUGUGGAAAAGCUAAUUCUUCAGACCACUUUAUUGAACAAAUCAAAGCAUUCACACAGAAUUGGGCUUCUAGUUUUAACCGGCUGAAGCUCAAAAGAAUUGACACUUCUUUUUGAGGAAAAGCUAAUUCCUCCAAAUUUUUGACUAUCUGGCUCAAAUCUAAGGAUCGUUAAGUGGAUUAAGCCUACAACUUUGAAAUUAAACACUGAUGCAUCUUUCUCACCUCAGGGGGCGUUCAGUGGUGCGAUUAUGAGGAACCAGGUUGGCGCUCUUGUUUUUGCUAUCUCUUUCCCUUUGCAAGCUGAUUCGGUUAUGGAUGCGGGAAUCAAGUCCCUGGUUUUUUCCACUAGUUGGUCCAUGGAGGCUGGGUUUAACGAUUUUUAGGUGGAAGUUGACUCUGAGGAAGCUCUGAAGUAUAUCGAUGCGGAUCAGCCAGGGGGAUGGAAGGUCAUCGUUCAGGCAAUGCUGCUGGAAUCAAAUAGGAAAUCAAUCUCUUUCAGGCAUAUUUGGCGUGAAGCUAAUUGGACCGCAAAUAACCUGGCCCGUCUUAAUGAGGAACGUUUAUUAAUCUUUAACCGGGCCACAGAUCUUUCGAGCUCAAGCUCAGUCAGAAAGGCUUAUUAUAUGGAUAAGUUUGAAAUCCCUUCUUUCAGGAUGCAACUCUUAUUGGGUUUCUUUGUUGUAACUUGUAACCCAUUGUUUUUUAUUAAUGUUUUUAUUUUUAGUGGAAGGUUUUGGCUUCGCCCCCUUCUACUAUGCAUAACUUGGUUUCUUUUUUAAUAAAAUUCGAUAAAUGUUCCCCAACAUUUACCCCACUGAUUUUGAUGGUUUGUCUUCCGGGUUUAAAAAAAAGGAGACACAACCAAAUACUUUCAAGUGAGUAAGUGAUACUUCUCGACCUCACCAUUCUUCUUCAGGAAUCUUGAACCUAUUGUAACACUUGAGAUUUAAUUUAAACGGAUUAAUAGUAUUACUCAUACCAACAGGGUGCAUCUCCUUUUAAGGGAGCUCAUCAACUAAGAACUUCAAAGUUAAGCGUGUUUGGACGGGAGUAAUCUUGGGAUGGGUGGCCCCCUGGGAAGUUUCUCAGGGCACACACGAGUGAGGACAAAGUGCGCGGAGAAGGCUAGUGGCGGUUUGUGAGGACAGUACUAGAGGUCUGGAGUAACUACCCCGGGUCCUGUGUGGCCGGGGUGUUACACCUAUAGGAACUGAGGGUCCAUGAUUGAUUAAGUAUGCUGCCGUGUUGACAGAAUCUGCCCCGAACAUCUUUGGUAGACCUACAUGUAACCUCAUGCUCUUUGCUCUUUCACAAAAGGUUGUGUUCAUCCUUUCGGCGACCCCAUUUUGUUGGGGUGUUUCUGGAACUGUUUUCUUCCGUUCUCGGCACAAUAAUAAAAAAAAUCUCUACUGCUGUACUCACCCCCAUUAUCUUACUUUAAACACUUAGGGCCUGUUUACUAACAGAGAUAUUUUCCAGAUUUUUAGAAAACUGGAAAAAGGAAAACAGAAAAUGUGUUUACCAAAGAAAAUUACUGGAAAACCGGAGAAAAGAAAACAGAAAACUGUGUUUACCAAAUCGUUUUCUGUAGGUUUGAAGAAUUAAUCUUCCUUGAAUGUUAUUGAGCCAUCCGGCAAUGAUAUAUAUACAAGUUACAGAUAAAGCCUAGUUGUUACAGAUCCUAAAUAAUAGGAUCUAUCUAUUCUGUGAGCUUAUCUACUAGUUAAAGAGUUCUAUCUACUCUAAGUCUUAUCUAUACAGUUCCGGAUGUACAUAAAAUUAAAAUAACAAAUACAUGUUACAUUUUUCUACACCCCUCUCAAGUUGGUAAGUAUAUAUCAUACAUUCCCAACUUGCUUAUAAGUAGUUCAAAUACUGGUUUGAAAAGCCCCUUUGUAAAGAUAUCAGCUGUUUGUUCUUUGGUAGAUAUGAAUGGUGUACACAUAAUUCCAGCUUCAAUCUUCUCUUUGAUAAAAUGUCUGUCCACUUCAAUAUGUUUAGUACGAUCAUGUAGCACUGGGUUGUGAGCAAUAUUAAUGGCUGCCUUAUUAUCACAAUAUAACUUCAUAGGUAGUUCCAAUUUCAUAUUCAACUCUGAAAUCACUCUUGAUCCAAAGUAGUUCACAGAUUCCAUUAGCCAUAGAUUUGAAUUCAGAUUCUGCACUACUUCUAUCAACCACAUUCUGCUUCUUACUCCUCCAAGUCACUAGAUUCCCCCAUACAUAAGUACAAUACCCAGAUGUAGAUCUUCUAUCAGUUAUUGAGCCAGCAUAAUCUGCAUCUGUAAAGGCUUCCACACUUCUAUUGUCACCUUUUUUAAAAAACAAUCCUUUCUCUGGACAACUUUUCAAAUACCUUAGGAUUCUGUAGGUAGCAUCUAGAUGUUCCUGGAAUGGAUUAUGCAUGAAUUGGCUAACCAUACUAACUGCAAAGGCAAUAUCUGGCCUUGUAUGUGCCAGAUAAAUCAAUCUUCCCACCAAUCUUUGAUAUUGUUGAACAUUAACUGGUACUCCUUCUUUGAUAUCUCCUAACUUUUGAUUAGGAUCAAUUGGAGUAUCUAUUGGUCUGCAGGCACUCAUACCGGUUUCAUGAAGAAGGUCUAGUACAUACUUCCUCUGAGAUACCACAAUUCCCUUCUUUGAUCUGGCUAUCUCCAUGCCAAGAAAGUACUUCAAUUCUCCUAGGUCUUUGAUCUCAAAUUCCUGAGCCAGCUUCUCCAGCUUCUUCUUCAGGGCUUCAAUUUCUUUAUAAUAGUCUCCUGUAAGAAUGAUAUCAUCCACAUAAACAAUUAACACUGCAAUCUCUCCCUUACUUGAGAACUUCAUGAAUAGUGUAUGAUCUGUUUGGGCUUGCUUGAAUCCCUGCCUCUUUAUGAAUUGAGUAAACCUGUCAAACCAAGCCCUUGGGACUGUUUAAGUCCAUAUAAGGCUUUCUCCAGCUUGCACAUCUUUGAGCCAUACUGUCCCUCAAACCCAGGAGGGGGACUCAUGUAUACUUCCUCUUCAAGCUUCCCAUUUAAGAAAGCAUUCUUCACAUCUAACUGUUGAAGAGGCCAGUCUAGGUUAGCAGCUAGAGAUAAAAGGAUCCUUAUAGUAUUUAAUUUUGCAACUGAAGCAAAAGUUUCUGUAUAAUCUAUGCCAUAGGUUUGUGUAUAUCCUUUGGCAACCAAUCUGGCCUUAUAUCUUUCAAGUGUACCAUCUGCCUUGAAUUUAGGGUUAAAUACCCAUUUGCAUCCCACUGUUUGUUUGUUCUUGGGUAAUUCCACAACCUGCCAUGUCUGAUUCUUUUCAAGAGCAUUCAUUUCCUCUAAAACAGCCUUCUUCCACUAAGGUUUAGAUAGAGCUUCCUGUAUGGUUAAGGGAAUAGAAACAGUGGAAAGGCUAGAGGUAAAGGCUGCAAAUGAUGCAGAUAACUGAGAAUAAGACACAUAGUUUGAGAUAGGGUAUUUAACACAUGAUCUUUUUUCUUUUCUGAGAGCAAUGGGUAGAUUUAGAUCACUGGAAUUAUUACCUUUGUCAUUUUCUGACAUUGAGUCAGAUUCAUGAGCAAUGGCAGGAUCAGAGAUGUCCUCUAUUCUUUGAUUUGGAACUCUCCUUUCAUAAACCUUGCCAAAAAAUUUACUUGUCUACUGUUCAUCAUCUUUCCUUGUCUCAGAAAAUUUUAUUUCAUUUUCUUUUGAUUCUUGACUAUUUUCUAGUGCAUCUAACUGUCUAUUAUAUUGUGCAUCUAGACUAAUGUCAAGAAAUUCAAGUUUUUCAUGGAUAUGUGACACAUUAUUACCAUCUUCAUUAGGAAUCUCCCCCUGAAGAUGAGUACUAAAAAAGGUUGAUUUUCAACAAAAACAGUGUUCAUUGUUACACACAUUUUUUUUGCAGUAGGGUCAAAACAUUUAUAGCCUUUCUGUGUUGAAGAUAGUCCUAAGAAAACACAUUUUUUGCCUCUAGGAUCAAAUUUGCUUGCAGUUUUGUCAGGGUUGGUAAUAAAAACUGUGCAGCCAAAAAUUUUUAUGGGAAGAGAGUUGAUAAGCCUAGUUUCAGGAAAACUGGCUUGAAGUGUAUCCAUGGGAGUUUUAAAUCCUAGAGUCUUUGAUGGCAUCCUAUUAAUUAAAUAGGUAGCAUGUAAAACAGCUUCUCCCCAUAAAUAUUUUGGAACUCCAGCAGAAAACAUAAUUGCACGAGUGACUUCAAUCAAAUGCCUAUUUUCCCUCUCAUCUAUUCCAUUCUGAGCAGGUGUAUUUAUACAGGAACUUUGAUGAAUAAUCCCCUUUUCAGCAAAAAAAUUAUUUAAAUUCUUAGAAAAAUACUCAAGGCCAUUAUCACUUCUCACAAUCUUGAUAUUAGUAUUGAAUUGAGUCUGAACCAUUGAGUAAAAUUUCUUGAACACAUCUUCAACCUCAGAUUUUUCUUUAAUAAAAAAACCCAUGUGACCCGUGUGUGAUCAUCUAUGAUAGUUACAAACCACCUUUUUCCUUUCAAAGUUGAAACUCUAGAUGCACCCCAAAUAUCACUGUGUACAAUAGUAAAAGGACUAGUUGGUUUGUAACUAUGAGGGAUAUAAGAGCUCCUAUGAUGUUUGGCAAGUGCACACAUAUCACAAUGAAAUGAUGAAGGAUUUUUAUUAUGAAAUAACUUAGGAAACAACCUCUUUAGAUAGGAAAAACUUGGGUGACCUAAUCUAUAGUGCAUUAAAUACAGUUCAUUAUUACAAGGAAAGGAAAUAGUUUGCAGACAAGUUUUUUCUUGACCUUGUUUAUUCAAUUGUGUUCCUUAAUAAAAAACAUAUAGGCCAUCCUCCUCUCUAGCACUGCCAAUCAUCCUCCCCGAUGCCAGAUCCUGAAAAAUGCAAUAAGAAGGAUAAAACUUUACACAACACUGAAGGUCUUUGGUUAUUUUGCUAAUAGAGAUAAGAUUGCAGGAAAGUUUAGGAACAUGUAAGACUUUAGAAAGGUUAAUGGAUGAUGAAAUUUUAAUAUUUUCCAUCCCUGUUAUGGCUGAAAAAGAGCCAUCUGCAACUCUAACUUUCUUAUCUCCUGCACAAGGUUGAUAUGAAAAAAAGAGAUUUGGAAUGUAGGUCAUAUGGUCUGUUGCACCUGAGUCAAUGACCCAGGUGCUUUUUGGUUUUUCAGAACAAAAAAAUGAUGUUAUUUUACCAUUUUGGGCAAAAGAACAUGAAGGGUUUUCUUGGUUGGAGAUUUUCUGGGUGGGUAUAAAUUGGAGUAGGUACUCUAUCUGUUCCUGUGUGAUUCAACUCCUGACUCUUGUUGAGUCUCAGUCACAAUAGUUUGUAGGGCCCUUUCAACUUUCUUCUUUCUAGCUCCUGGUGGUUUUCCAUGAAGUUUUCAGCAUGUUUCCCUUGUGUGCCACAAUUUCUUGCAGUGAUCACACCAAGGUUUUUUCUUGUCAUCACUUCUGGCCACUAAAGCUGAAGAGUCCUCAGGUUCCUCAUUAGGCACUAGAGUGUUGUACAUGACCCUCCUCCUGCUAUCUUCCAACCUGAUCUCAGAAAAGACCUCUCUGAUUGGGGCCAGAAGUUUCUUUCCCAGUAUUCUGCCUUUUACUUCAUCUAGGUCUCUAUUGAUCCCUGCUAGAAACAUAUAGACCCUAUCAUUCUCUUCUCUUUUCUUAUGUCUGGCCAAAUCCUUAGCACUCUCCCACUCUUCAUCACCAUAGCAUUGAUCUAAUUCUUACCACAGAGAUACCAUUUCAUUGUAAUAUGAAAUGAUAUCCCUAUUUCCUUGUUUAAAUUGCCACAGCUUGGUUUUGAGUUCAAAAAUUUGAGAAGAGUUCUCAAGAUCUGAAUAAGUUUCCUUAAUAGAGUCCCAUACCUCCUUUGCAGUUUUCAUAAACAUAUGAGGUUUGGCAAUUAAGGGCUCCAUGGAGUUGAGAAACCAAGCUGUUAUGAGUGAAUUCUCUGACCUCCAUGUACUGUAACCUUCUUCUGCAGGUAGUUUUGGUUUGAUUUCUCCUGUGAUGUAACCUAGCUUUCCCCUCCCAUCAAUUGCAAGUCUGACAGAUUGAGACCAUUCCAGAUAGUUUGUUCCAUUCAAUCUAUGACUAGUGAUUAUCAUAGAUGAAUGAAUAGGAGACUGGUAAUUUGUCAUAGGGCUAAUUUGGGAGUUAGGGUUGAUAGUGUGUGAGGAAUCAACAUCACUGGUUUCUACCAUUGUGUUGUUUAAACCGAGGCUCUGAUACCAUGUAGGUUUGAAGAAUUAAUCUUCCUUGAAUGUUAUUGAGCCAUCCGGCAAUGAUAUAUAUACAAGUUACAGAUAAAGCCUAAUUGUUACGGAUCCUAAAUAAUAGGAUCUAUCUAUUCUGUGAGCUUAUCUACUAGUUAAAGAGUUCUAUCUACUCUAAGUCUUAUCUAUACAGUUCCGGAUGUACAUAAAAUUAAAAUAACAAAUACAUGUUACAUUUUUCUACAUUUUCAAAAAUGAAAAAAAUGAGAUAUGUCUCUCUUUUCUAUAAUGAAUUGGAGACGCGACUUUUAGUAGUUUUCUAAAUUUGGAAAACGCGGAUGAUGCAGAACCGCUGCAAUGAAUUUGCAUACUUACACCUAGUGGUGCAUCCGCUCUCGCUCUGGUGUCAGUUCUAAUCCGGUCCACGACCCGACGAUCCCUAUCUUGUCCGAUUGAUGACCCAGCGUUCACUGUCCUGUCCGAUCGAUGACCCAACGGUCCUUAUCCGGUCCGAUUCAUGACUAAGCGGUCCUUGGCCAGUCCCGUCAACGACUCAACGAUCCCUGUCUGGGCCGGUCAAUGACCCGGCGGUUCAGUCUCGGUUAUUAGAAAUCACUUUUUAAAGUGAAGAGUUUUAAAAGAAUUGUUGAGUUGUCAACCAAUAGGGAAAUGAGAAAAAAAAUCUUCAAACUAACCGUUGAGAUCGACCGAGCCCGACCGGUUUCAGUCCCGACUUUCCUAUACGUGGGACCUGGUACCCUACUUGGGUUGUACUAGGUUUGAUUUCGGAAUGGGACCGUACUUUCAGUCUUCUGGAACCGGGUGAAAAAAUUUGAUGAACAUGUUUUCAAAUUUGAAAAUGGAAAACUAAAAAAUGAAAACAGAAAACUGGAGAAAGAAAAUUGGGAAAUGAAAACAGAAAAUUGGAGAACGGAAAACAGAAAUAGAAAACUGGAAAAUAUGUCCUUAACUUUUAAACCAGUUUCAUUUUCAAUAGCAACCUUUCACCUUUUUAAAGAUAACAAAUACAUCAGAUUUAUGUUUGAGAAAAUAAACCCAUAUCUUUCUGGUGGAGUCGUCAAUGAAGGUGACGUAGUAUCUCGAUCCACCUAUUGAAGCUACAGAUACGGGCCCAUAGACAUCUGAGUGAACUAGCUCCAACUUCUGAGUCUUCUUUGUCGUUCCUGAUUUUGAAAAAGUGACCUUUUUCUGCUCACCGUAGACAUACGGCUCACAGAAACCAACUGCCACAUUCUUCAGGUUUGGAAUCUUUCCUUUUAAAGCUAUCAUUUUCAUUCCUUUCUCAAUCAUGUGCCCAAGUCUGUGAUGCCGCAUAUUAGAAUCAUCCACAGCUACAUUUAUUCCAUCUGCCGGUACUUCCAUCAUGUAUAAACCAGACUGCCCUUAACCACUUUCCACUGGCCAUUCCCAAAGACAACGUGAUAACCUUGAUCAUCCAACUGCCCAACUGAAAUUAACAUUCUUUUGAGUCCUGGAAUAUAUCUCACAUCCUUCAACAUCCAAUUUGUGCCAAGGGACGUUUUGAGAAUCACAUCUCCCAUGCCCGUGAUAUUUAAGGUUUCAUCAUCUGCAACUCAGACUUUACCGAAACUACCAGACCUGAAUCCAUGAUCCAUGAUUCGAUAGCACUGUCGACACAGCAAAUUAGUGCAUCAUCUGAACUUUCAGCUGCAACGUUUGCAUCCUGCCCACCUUUCUUAUUGCCCGCCGGACACUGAUUUCUAAAGUGACCGGUUUCUUUGCAAUUCCAGCACAUGAUGUCCUUCCCGGUCUAUGGCUACCCUCUUUUUCUGGAUUUCGAUCUACCUCUCCCUUUACUAUACCCUCUGUCCUUUUUCCUGCUCCUGCCUUCAGUGCUUAACAAAGAACUGGAAGAUUCACCUGAAUUUCUCCUACGGAUAUCUUCUCCCAGAAUGAGAUCUCGAAUCCCAUUGAACGUAAGCUGUGACCGUUCCUGACCAACUCUCGGGCAAUGAAGAUAAUAAUAGCAACGCUUGUACCUCAUCAUCGAAUGCAAUCUCAACAGACACUAACCUCGUCAAUAUUGAAUUGAAUUCGUUCACAUGAUCUGUAACUGAUGCUCCUUCCUUAAUCUUUUAUUCACUAGUUGUCUAAUUCGAAAAACCUUAUUCGACGCACUAGGUUUUUCGUACAUGUUGGACCAUGCUGUGAGUAAUCCGUGAGUAGUUUUUUCAUUGACAAUGUUGUACACAACGUUCUUUGCCAAUGAUAACCUAACCACACCCAAUGCUUGACGGUCAAGCAAAUCCCAUUCGGCUUGAGGCAUCUCUGUGGCUUUAAUACCAGACAAGGGUUCAUGUAGCUUCUUCUGGUAUAGCUGUAUAGGUAGUCCUCGAUUUGCAUCUUCCAGAAACCGAAGUCAAGGCCUUCAAACUUGUCUAUUCUGACCUUACCAUCUUCUGCCAUCACUGAACAACAGUUUCACGACGAUCGGCGCAGGUGCAGCUUCUGGGAUGGGACGGCUAGGGUUUCUGCAGUUAGGGUUUCUGCUAGAGUGUAACCAAACGAGCCUGGUCUCUGAUACCGGUUGUUAGGGUUAGGAUCUCUAACGCUCACACACACAUAUCUGAAAAACUAGAAAGAAAAACGAGAAGAACGGCACAAGAAUUUAACGUGGUUCAGCCAGUAAAUGUUACUGACCUAAUCCACGGGGGCAACUAGGGUUUUCUUUCUUAUUGAGGUGAUGAAAUACAGUACAGUGGUUUACAAGUACAGGAGGCAGUAUAUAUAGGCAAGCAAUCAGGGUAAACUUUAAAUUUAACUUUGGGCCUGACUGCCACCAAAAAACAGGCCCAACUAGCGCUGGCUGCACAUCUAGCUAUGGCCGGCUGCACAUCUAGCUAUGGCCGGCUGCACUUCUAGCUAGGGCCGGCUGCUGCUCACUGCUUAUUUGGCACCCAGAUCUGAGUGGGCCGAAGCCUACACCCCAACAAGUAACUGGCUUGUAAGUGAAUGGAUAAAAUUAAUAUAAAAUGAUAUGUUCAUGAGCUGUACAAACGAGCAUUUUUUUGGGCUCUGUCUCUCUUAUCUUUAUUAAAAAGCUCCAUAGUGAGCUAAGUAGUUAAUAUAUUAGUAAUAUAUUAGUAUUAUAUGAAUAAAAUAAUAAUCCUAAUAAUGAAGUGGAAACAAAUUCCAACAAUCAUAGACAUUCUAACUUCCAAUAAAAAAAAUCACGUAAUAAUACUUGAUUCUGAACUUUUAUCUUAAAGACCUAAACUAAUCUUAUUGAGUUUAGGGUCAUCAUUUUCUUCUUCAUCCUCCAUGUCCUCAAUUCUAAAUUGACUUGGUAAUCUUAUUUUUGCAAUUUUAAAAUACCUACUAAUUAUUCAUAAAUUCCAUAAUAUCCCAGUUUAGUUUAAACUUUUCAGAUUUAACGCCCAAAAAAUAAUUUUUACUGGCUGCCAAGUAACUCAGCGAGCCAACCUUGUCACCAUGUAGUGAAAAUCGCCGGGUACCGGACGAGUUACUUGGAAAGAUGGAACAGUGUGACUCAGAGUACUAUUCGGUAAGGCCCUACCCCGAGAUGCAAGUUCUCGGCUAGUACUCGGCGAUUAGAUAACAUAGACAGUGAGGUUUUUUUAUGUUCAAUUAACUAAUCUUAUAACUCAAACAAACACCAAAUGAGCUUGAACCCUAUUUAUUCACAGAACACUGUAUUCAUUUACUGCCCUAGAUCUAUGAAGUAAUGUGAUUGUUAUUUAGGAGUAGGGUCUUUAUUGACAUUAGCUAAACUUAUUAUUAUAUAUACUAUAGGCCAUAGUUGUCAUGGCGUAUGAAGACAGUCAUGGAGCUAAGACAUUUGUCCAUGGCGAUAGCUAUGGCGCAUUAUGGCGUCACCACAUGACACAGAAAAUAUUUACCAAAACUAUAAACUAUAGACACUAUAAAUCUAUGAUUCGUUCACCAAAAAAUGAACAAAGCAGUUGAAUACCCACAUUUUAACAAUCUAACUAAAUCACACAAAGUAAAAAUAGUUAAAGUAGUUCUAAAAAUUAAUGUAAUAUUAAAAAAAGUUUCAUGUCAUCCAAAAUAUGUCAACUUGUUUUUUGUUUGAUAUCAUCAAUUAUCAUCGGGAAAAUGCCCUAAAAUUGAGUAAACAUGUUUUGGAAUUCCAAAAUAAGAUUGCUAUGUUUUUCUUCCGGAAAUAAAAGUAGUUACUAUCAUGAUUGAAAAAUACUACGAUGUUAAUGUCUAGUACUACAACUAUUUUUGCAGUAAUGACUCCAAGAUGGCAUUAAAUACUGUCAUGUUACUCCUUUUCGGGAAGAAAAACAUAGCAGUUCUAUUUUGGAAUUCCAAAACUAGUUUACUCCUAUUUCAGGAACUUUUCCAUUAUCCUCUUUCAUUUCACUCAUAGAAGGAUCUUCAAUCUCAUUCGUCUCAUCUUCAACUUGCAGCCGAUGUAUUGUUGUUGCUCAAGUGUUGUGAGUUGCUUCAUUAACACCAACUGCUUCUUCCACUACAUCCCAAUUUUCAAUUUCAUUUUGCUUGGCUGUGUCAUCAAUCCAUUGAUUGUAAUGCUCAAUAUUAUCUAAAGAUAUUUUCAUUUUUCUGAACGCUUGAUCUUGAAGACAUUGAUUCUUCCAAAUGCUUACCAGAUCAUUCAUUUUUUGGCAACAGUCUUAUCCUUUCCUUGCUUUGAACCUAAUAUGGGUAGAUACUAAAUUAAUUACUCUUCACAUACCUUUUGCCAUUUCAUGGAGUCGGUAUGGCGCCACCACAUGUAUAGUCUUCGCCAAAAGGGUUUUUUGUGGCGAGGGGGCUUUGGUAUUGCCAUAUGGCGCAUGUGGGGUGAGUCAUAUUCUACCAUCGACAAGUAAGCUAUAGACUUGUUGUAUGGGUUCUUUAGUCUAUAAUCAGCGAUUCUGCUAAAAAAUCAGGUUUGCCAGAUUAAUCUCUAGUUUGACUAUAUUGUUUGCAAAUUGCAAAUAUUAGUGAUCCAGUGCAGUGUAAUUAGAUUUGUAUGUUUCGUACAGAACGAUGCAAGAUUUACCUAAACAGUGCAAAUUGAAUGGAUGAAUAAACAAUUGCUGUAAAUCAUUGUCGUGUCGUAGUGUAUUGCACUGAAUCUUAGGAAUUGUGAUUCAAAAAGUGCAUGUUACUAUCAAGAUUUCCAGUGUGUUAGGCCAAGUAUUAAAAAGCCUUUCAGGGUUUUACUUUGGCUCAACUUUUCUGAGAAUAAAAUAUCUGAUGACUCUUCGUUUACCUCAGGGCUCAGGCUGUAUAAAGAGACUUUAUUAUUCUUCUUAAACCUAAACCUUGCAUUUAAUUCAGUCUCUCUCUCUGUGCCUCUCAAUAUUAGAUUUUUCAUCUUCCAUUCUACAUACCUUCUUCACUUUUUCUAUCAUUGUAAUGGGUAAUCCAAAGCAAAAAUACUGUGUAGAAGAUAUAGCAUGGCAACACUGUAUAAGCGUUAAACAACACAUAUUCUUUGAGUUUUAGUGAAAUACAACUACUAUUCUCAUACUUGUUGGGGUGUUGUUGCGAGAAUGAAGCAUCAGUUUGCUGAGUAUUUUGCAUUAUAAUUUAUAUUAUCUAGGUGAUAUGCAGUCAGUCUUACCACACUAAUAGUGAACUGAUGUACAAAAAUGAUGUUUUUGCUAUUUUUAAUUUUGAUGUAUCGCCUAGAAUGGCAAACAUUUUGAUUAUUGAAUGUCAUAUAUUAUAUGAAAUUAUGUUGUUUACUUAUGCUACUUGUUUUUAAUGAGAUAUACUAUAUUUUUAUUAGUUGUGUAUCUUACAGUACUAUUUGUGAUUCGAAAAAUGGGCCUUGCAACUUAUAACUUGAAUCCCAAUUUGAUAAACCUCAACCAGAUCUUUUUUUGUUUUGCAGAUGGGAUGUUUGCUGAAUGGUUGCCUUCAUUUCAGUUUAGUAUUAAAUUUUCCAAGAAAAAGACAGUCCCAUUAGAUUUUUUUUUUUACUUUAGCUUGCUCAUACAGCUUGCGUAGACCAUAUUACCGUUAUUACUCUGUAGCUUCACACAAAAACAUUGUUAAUACUCACUUGGAAACCUCACAAGUGUUCCAUAUUACUAAAUAUUUGGAAUUUUAUCAGGCGAGGGCACUUAUUGAAUGGCAUGGUGUAUCACGGUUUUGUGGGGUUUGUGGAAGUCGGAAUGUUCCUACAGAUGCUGGGAAAAGGAAGCAGUGCUCAAACGCGUUGUGCAAGAAAAAAGUCUAUCCCCGAGUUGAUCCGGUUGUCAUCAUGUUAGUCAUAGAUAAAGAAAAUGACCGUGCACUACUAAGUAGGAAAUCAAGAUUUGUGCCCCGUAUGUGGAGCUGCCUGGCUGGUUUUAUGGAGCCAGGGGAAAAUUUAGAAGAGGCAGUGAGAAGAGAAACAUUGGAGGAAACUGGUAUUGAAGUUGGUGAAGUAGUUUAUCAUAGUUCUCAGCCUUGGCCGGUUGGACCCAGCAGUAUGCCAUGCCAACUAAUGGUCGGAUUCUUUGCAUAUGCUAAAUCAUUUGAUAUUGAAGUGGACAAGGAAGAAUUGGAAGAUGCUCAAUGGCACAGCAGAGAGGAUGUGAAGAAGGCUCUGACUUAUGCGGAGUACUACAAGUCCCAAAAGACAAAUGCAGCAAAAGUAGAUCAAAUGUGCAAGGGUGUUGAGAAUGAACAACAGAGCUUAUCGGUGAGCUAUAAUGUUGAAAGUGGGGAGCUUACUCCUAUGUUUGUCCCUGGGCCCUAUGCGAUCGCCCAUCAUCUCAUCUCCUCCUGGGCUAAUAAUAAGGUUGGCAGCGGCAACGAAAUGCAGCCCAAUCAGCAGCAAACUGCUUCGCUUCCAAAGUUGUAGCCACUUUCUUAAACCAGAAACUCCUUGGAGCAUCAUAGUGUUACAACCUUACCUGUUUCAAAGCUAGUGCGGGCUGGGAGCAGAUGGGGAACUGGUUAAAAACCGGACCAAAUGAGUUGGACCAGCGAUUUUUUCUGUUCAGUAGUAGGUUUGCACAGAAUGGCGAUUUUUGUGAAUUUUGUCCCAUCUUCCUGUCAUGGUUGGGCUUCAUUAUUAUUUAAUUAGUUCACAUAUACACAUCUCACUUUAUAUGAAUAAUAAAAUCGUUAAAGUUGAAACUUAAAACACAAUACAAUGCCCAUAACUUAGACUGCUAUGAUACUAUUAUUCUUUGUUUUCAUUUUGAAGUUUGAACAUGACAAAUAUGUAUUGUUUUGUUGUUUAUAUGAAUAUUCUUUGGCACU
Molecule: messenger RNA, 24015 nt
Organism: Cuscuta europaea
Lineage: Eukaryota; Viridiplantae; Streptophyta; Magnoliopsida; Solanales; Convolvulaceae
Source: the annotation of a GenBank genome assembly